UAUAAUUUGUCAUGGUUUUGGGUGCAGAUAAAAAUGCGCUGUGGAUAUAAUCUUCAUUUUCUGCAAAUCUAGACAUCUAUAUACAACUUUCCACAACAUGUUUGUGUCUCUCUGUAAAAUAUUAUCACAACAAGACAUACUAAAAUGUAUAUAAAUACUGUAUUUAAACUUUAGGCAACAAACAGUGAAUCAAGUUAACUUGUGAGUCUAACAGAAGAGUUUUCUUCAUCCAUGCAGAUGAAAAACUAGUUUGGUCAUAAAUGUAAAAACACUCUUUGCACGCAAAAUUGCUAUUACAUGAAAGCAUACAGUUUAGUUAUUUUGCUUAUCUAAACCAAAAGAUGGGCAAGCUGACGUGAUACCGUCCACAUAAAGGCAUUGUGUGAAAUUAAUGCAUUUGCAAAUUGAGAACCUGCCCUUGCAUGAUGGCGGAUGAAUGUGUCCGUGGGGAAGACCGCAACAUUAAUAUACCUCACCAACAGUGAAGCAUCGGCCGCCAGUGGCGUGGACAUUUCAGGAAGAGAACAGACAAAUUCGCUGAAAUCAAAUUUGGGAGUUCUGCUUCCAGAAGAGAGAGAGAGAGAGAGAGAGAAAAGUGCCCCGGAAAGACCCACUCGUUUCGUCAUUUUGAAAUCCGAAGGGGAGGAUUUCUUCAUUCCCAGAAAAUUUCUCCGCAUGACCCGCAUCAUUUUGGGAGGUAACAAAGUGGAGCACCCGCGUCUUUCCUCAUUCACAAAUGAUACAAUGUAACGGGCGCUUUGGUUGCAAUCAUCCGGAGCUCAUGUUUGUGUGCGCGAUUGUACUCUUGUUCGGCUGAAUUCAAGAAAAUCUGGCAAGGAAGGAGAGGAAGUAGAAGCAAACAGUGGACUCCUUGACCUCUGCACCACAAGUUUUCUUCACUCUUGCUGAGCAGACCUGGAGUCAUGAGUUGUCAGGAGGUGCCGAACCCCAGCCAGGAGCCGAAGGACACUGCUGUGGUCCCCACAGAGGCUGGAGCCACACAGGCAGUACCAACAACGUCUCCAAAGCUUCCCUCAGUGAACGUAAAGACUGAGGUGGCAUCUCCCAUUGAGUCUGUGGCCAGUAACGGCAAAGCGAGUGACGGCAACAUACCUGCUGAGAUCUGUGUGGUUUUAGGAAGCUCACGUAACUCUCAAACACAAGGCUCUUACAUUUGUGGAGUAUGUGGCAAAAAGUACAAGUACUACAACUGCUUUCAGACGCACGUCCGAGCUCACACAGAGACUGAGGCUGCUGCUUCUGGAGAAGGAGCAUCUCUGGGAAUCAAUAAUUCUUUCCGCUAUACAUGUGACGUAUGUGGGAAAAAAUACAAGUACUACAGCUGUUUUCAGGAGCACCGAGACCUCCAUGCAGUUGAUGAUCCGUAUGAUCAUGUGAUACCAGUAGAAGACCUAAAAGAGGAGACUGAAUCCUACCAGAAAAUGGGACCAAAAACGGGAAGUUACACGUGUGAGUAUUGUGGAAAACAGUACAAAUACUUCAACCCCUAUCAGGAACACGUGGCUCUUCACGCUCCAAUGAAGGGAAAUUAUGGCCUUAAAAUGGAAGGGAAAAUGUCUAGCCAGUCAGGCCAGUCCAGUCGUGCAGACAUCAACAAUUCCCAGAACUCGAGUGAUACUCCAAACAGCCGGACCUAUUCUUCCCGUCCUAGCCCUCAGACUGAUAAUGAGAACCAUGUUAAAGAUGAGUCUCCGAAGCCUUGCCAAGCGCCUGUGGCCACACAGGAGCAGAUGUGGAAAUCUCCUCAGCCGGCACAACAGAGGAACCACACACCGGCUUUUCAGAACAGAUUACUUCCAGAAAAGGAGAGACAACAAGUGGCUGAACGUUUACUGAGAGUAAUGUGUGUAGACCUUGGCCUUCUUGGGGUCCUCAGCAGCAAAGACUUCCUGAAGCUUGCACAGACCCUGGUGGACACGGGUUCACGUAAUGGGGCCUACUCCAUUCGUGAAGCCCUUGGAGAUAUGAGCUCACUGGCAUUAAAACAGCUCCCCCGUAUGUACAAUCAGGUCAAAGUAAAAGUCACCUGCGCCCUGGGUUCCAACUCCUCCUUGGGCAUUGCAGUGACCUGCCAUUCCCAGACUAUAGGACCAGACUCCUGCUAUUUGCUGACAGCGUAUCAAGUAGAGGGUGUGCGACUCCGGCGCUAUGUGCUGGGACUCAAGGAGGCCUCGUUAAGGGAGAGUCCUGAGCAGAUACACCACUGGGUCCAGAAUGUUCUGUCAGAGUUUGUCAUGUCAGAAAUCCGCACAGUCUAUGUAACAGAGCCACGCUUGUCUUCGGUAGCCUUUUGCGGUCGCACCGGAAUUGGCCUUCGUUGCGCAGGUUGCUCUCUAACAGCAACGGUUCAGGCCGUUCUCGGUCGCCGCAGCUUGCAAGCACGUGGGCUCCAUGAGCUAGGAGACCUUCUAGCUACAUGUCGCGACAUUGCUGCAACGACCAGCUUCAGUCAAGAAGGGAAAGCUGCAGAAGAGCCUGCUGCUCCGCCCUGCUGGGAUGCAGUUGCAGAGGCCUUGCUCAAGGUACACGAGAACUUUGAGGCCACCUGUGAAGCGUACGGCCGCUCGAAGAGCACUGUGCCACUCUUGCAAGGCCUGAACAAGCACCUGCUUGGCACGCUUGCAUGUUUGCUUGCGCCGCUAAGACAGGCAGUGCAGGAGCUGAGUGUGGAACGCUGCCCCACACUCCAACACGUCCUUCCCGUCUACCUCCGUCUCGAAAAACUUUUCACCUCCAAAGCCGGUGAAGCGGGUGCUGGCAGUAAGCUCUGCCACUACUUCCUGGAAGCCCUGAAGGAGAACUUCAAAGUGGAACGUGUCCAUCAAGUCGCAAUGAUCCUGGAUCCACAGCUUAAGCUGCGGCCAGUCCCUGCUUACCAGCAUGAGGAUAUUAUCUCAAGGGUGUGUGACAUGGCUGCUAAUAUGAGGGAAUCAGGAAGCGGUGGUUCUGGGGGUAUGUCUGUGGAUGAGCGGGAUAGUGAAGGACCAUCAGCACCAAAGCGUGGCCGCCUGGACUGUGGAUUGGAGAGGCCAUCGUGCGAUGCUGAAGAGCCACAGGUACGAAAGGAGUUGUUCCAGUACCUCGGCGAACCACUUUUCAAUGGCACAGGAGACCUGUUGCAGUACUGGAGUUCGGUCAUGGACCGAUACCCCAGGCUGUCGCGGUUAGCGCUGUGGUUGCUGGCUGUACCUGCUGUAGCUGUGCAUGUAGAGUCCGUGAACAUCUGCGAGCAGACCUUAGCCAUGAAGAGAAAGCAGCAGGUCACCGCGGAGGAGAUGAACAAGCUAGUCUUCCUCAAGAGUAAUUUUGCUUGAGAUGGCUCAGGGCUUUCGGCUAAUGGCACCAUAGACUGUUUGAACCAGAUGUACCGGUCACUUCUCUUUACCCCUUCCAAAAAUCCUGUUUUACCGUAAGUGUCUAUCAAUGAGGCACACGAUAGAAAUUUACCAAGGAAAGGUACAUUGACAACUAAUUCACAAACACCCCUUCAGACCAUACAGUAUCUUUGCAUUGGCAGUGGCAACAGAAGCAACUCGAUGAGAAUACAGUUUGCGCGAGGACACGGAUAUGAACUUGUGUUUUCGAUGUUUCGGUUAAACUAUUGCUUAAAAUCGUGAUGUGUUUUUAUCAGUAUGUGGUUCAUCCAUCUCGCUUUUCUUUCUGUGGAAUCCAUCUGAAAUGUAGUGUAUUAUUGAAAUCAUACACAACAUACUUUCCAUCUAGAGAAGGAAAAAACGGGGUACUUCGAAAAAGCCAUUUCUUUGCAAUUACGCCUUUAUGAAAACCACAAACACUCUUUGCUGUGACAUCCAAACAAUACCUCUCUUUAGCAGUUUAUCAGAGGGCAGAUCAAGCUUGUAGAUGUGUGUGUCUUGUCGUAAGCAGGCCCUGAUUCAGUAAUCUCAGUUAACCGGUUUGAGUGUGUGUUAAGCUCUUGUUCAGCCUCAGGAGUUUAAGGCCAGCAGAACUCAGAUUUAUACUUGGGUCACAUAGAUAAAUGAUUUUUGAUUAUUUAUUUUUAUUUUGUCAGUUCUCACAAUAACGUUGCAAUAAAUGUUCCGUAGCAGAAGUUAUACUGUCAAGCAGACUUUGAUGCCUUGCACCUUUGUAGCAGCCUUUUUUGCCAUUACAGCUCACUGGGAUUAUUUCAUUCAACAAUACAAUCUGCAAUACCUGGAACAGCCACUUAAACCCCAAGAUUGGAUCCUCAAUAAUAUUGGGUUAUGGAAGUACAUAGGAAUGAUCUGAUGUUCCAGUCCAGUGGAUCAGAUUUAUUUAUUUUACUUUUUUUUUUUUUUUUCUUGUUUCUGAAAAAGUGGGAAUAGGGCUAUGGAAUACAGAAACUGUCUGUCUCUCACUGUCUCGGUACAAACCUCCUUGAACAGAGGCAGCUAACUGCAUUAUUGUUUGAAUGCAUUUUAAGAGGAUAAAGCUAAACAAAUAUUUCAUUAUUUAUGCACUGGAUUUCUCUUAUCAUUAUUUUCCUCAUUUAUCUACAGCAGGAAAUUAGAUUAAGUGAUAACAUUAACUAGUAAAAAAAUAAUAAAAAUAAAAUCAUUGCCUAGAUUAGGACCAAAGUAUCUUUUAAAAGUAGUUUGUCAUUGUGAAUAAUUGCCAUUUCCGGACAGAUUUGUAGUUUUAUCUCAUAACACCCAUGCUUCCUCAUAAUGGUUUUGCCCUCAUUAAUUUCCACUGCCUUUAAACAACUGUUCAUUUCAAAAUUGUUCUAGUAAACAGACAGUAGUAACAAUUUUAACUUCCAUAAUAAAUGAUCUUCAAUUUACUUCAAGAGUAUUUUGCAGUAGUUUUUCCAAGGAAAGAUGUGAUUUAGUAAUAUAUAGUUUGUCUUGUAAUGCCUUGAACAUCUUUGUGUGAUUAUACAGAUAUGCAUGCAGACAAUAUAAGAGUUUUUUUUUUUUUUAAGUUUUUUUUUUAGUCUUUAAUAAAGUGGAAGAGAUCUACAAAUACAUAGUCGAUGUUCACACAAAAGCAGAAAUACUGUUGUCAGUUCCAUUUUGAGUGCUAAAUCGGGUGCAAAUCUGCUUAUAAAAGAAUGACAACCGCUUUCUGUGACUCCAGAAAAUCUAAGUCUAUUGUUAAGGACAAAUUUUGAAGGUUCAGUUAUAUAUGCUGAAGGACAAAAUUGGCAGUGAAGUAGUCUAUCACUCCUUUUAAAUGGGUGAUCAUUGACCUCUCUCAGGUUAUGUAAAAUGGUGGUAUCAUGUAGUGAAAGAGAGAGUGAGACAAAACUCUUAAGUAUUUAGGAAAUAGUCUUACAAAGGGGAAAAACAGUACCGAAGAGUUUUUUUUUUUAUUUUUUGACCACAUAUAUGAACAGUUCCAAAAAAAAAAAAAUGAAAUCCUUAGUCCUAUAUAGUCUAUUGACUAUUAUCAUCUGUUCCUAUGGUUACAGGCAUCAUUUGCCCUACAUAGAAGGGAACUGACUUUGGUUAACUGUAUAGACAUUGUAGGUACUCUGCUGUUGUAGGUUUAAGAUGAUUUGAGAAUCACACCUGUUGGUAAAUACGGUUGUUAAUCCCAAACACUGACGUACACACCACAAAAUUUUUGAUUGCUAUUAUAAAACUAUAGCGAACAAUUGUUUGCCGUUCCACGGCUGUGAAUAAUUUUAACCUAUUUUCUGUCAGUUAUGUUUGACCAAAGAUUAGCGACCAAAGACGCAUUGUGUUUUUUUCAAAGACGCAUUGUGCAAUUUUACCUAAACCACCGAUGACGGAGACACUUGGUGUAGCUAUAGCCCAUGACACACCAAGGCGACGGUUGGUCGCCUGGCAAUUUUUGUUUGUCAGCCAAGUUUUCUCAACUGAAGUUGGUCCUCGUCUGCUUUUUUUUUCGGCUGAUUUGACAUGUUGAAUCAGUGUAAGAGCUUGUUGGUCUGUCGGGUUUUUAAACAGCACGCUCUUUGCAGUGUUGCCUUUUCAACUUAUCCUUCUUUUUGCUUUCUGGCUUCCCAGCAAGGUCACUAAAAAAUAUGUGAGAGAUUUAAGUGAGUCAUCUUAUGUUUUGAAUUUAAUGUUGAUGU
Molecule: messenger RNA, 6064 nt
Organism: Carassius auratus (goldfish)
Lineage: Eukaryota; Metazoa; Chordata; Actinopteri; Cypriniformes; Cyprinidae
Gene: znf618
Product: zinc finger protein 618
Exons: 12
Coding region: 924-3335 (803 amino acids)
Molecular function (GO): protein dimerization activity
Source: RefSeq, a predicted model, not a curated record